Messenger RNA from Hemicordylus capensis (graceful crag lizard), 4047 nucleotides. It is a transcript of the gene CLIC3, whose product is annotated as chloride intracellular channel 3. The transcript is spliced from 6 exons. The coding region runs from base 2464 to 3180 and encodes 238 amino acids. Lineage: Eukaryota; Metazoa; Chordata; Lepidosauria; Squamata; Cordylidae. The record is from RefSeq and is a predicted model, not a curated record.
UUGGCAGAAGGCAGCUUGAUGUUCAAUCAUCAGUAUGGACCCCAAGCCCUCCUUUCUGUCCUCAGCAACAGGGAGGGUGGACAGAGAGCAAGCAGGAUAGGACCCAAGUCCCCUGUGGGUUCUCCGAUUCAAAAUCUCAUUUAUGGAUGGGGCUGAGGGUGUACAAACAGCCCCUGGGGAACUGCCAGCGGAAGGGGUUUGUUUCUGCUGCUUGUUGAACACACCUGUUCUAAUGCGGGUGUCCUGGAGACUGCAGUGAUCUCUCGCUUUGGCUGGUAGUUUGCUUUUGAGGAGGAUACCAGAGGAGAACACCAGCCAAACCUCUGGCUGCCAACAUCGUAGUAUCUCUUGUGAGGACGCCAGCUGGCUCUGGACCAAACUGGAGAGUUUCAGUGGUUGCAAAAGAGGACUCUUACAUCACCCAAACCAAGCAGGCCUGUUGCUCUGAUCCCGGGACAGGCUGGAGGCACAGACUGUCUCGGGGAACGCCUUCGAGGCUCUCAGCCACACACAUCCCAUUUCCGCUGUACCUGACAGGCUUUUGAGCAAAGCUUUUGAGUGCCUUACUCAACAAGCUCCUAGUUCUGCUGUCCCCGCUGGGCAUGGAACCGGGCCAGAGUAUUUUCAUAUUUAUUCAGGCAGAUGUUAGGUGAGGUGCGAGGAAUGUUGAGUCAAUCUCUCCCUCAACAUCCCUGCAAAUGUUUCUGAACUCCGGCUGCAUGGUCCUUCCAGAAUGAAAACCCUGGAAGUGUGCACUAUGUAGGAACAUAGGAAGCUGUCUUCUACUGAGUCACUAGCUCAGGAGUGUCUACCCAGACUGGCAGCGGCUUCUCCAAGGUUGCAGGCAGGAGUCUCUCCCAGCCCUAUCUUGGAGAUGCUGCCAGGGAGGGGACUUGGGACCUUGUGCAUCAUGCAAGCAUGCAGGUGCGCUUCCCCUGAGCUAUGGCCCCAUCCCCUCAGGGGAAUAUUUUACAGUGCCCACCCAUGUAGUCUCCCAUUCAAAUGCAAACCAGGAUGGACCCUGCUUAACAAAGGGGGCAAUUCUUGCUUGCUGCCACAAGGCCAGCUCUCCUAGUGUCUGUGUGUGUUGGGAUGGAUAACACAACUAAAUGUCACUGAUAUGUAGAGAGCGAAACUGAUUCAAAUGUACAAAAGAGAGACUUUCAUGCCCCGGUUCUGUUGCUUCAUUUGAUCUCUGGCCAUUUUAUAUUGAGGUUCUAUUUCCAUGAUAAUGUUUGACUUGGAAGUAAGCACAGUAUCCCUUUUUCAGAUUCUGCUAGUGGUCUGUGUCCUGGGUUGCAUGUGUUAAUAGUUCUUCGUUGUGGAAGCACCUCUGCUACUUUUGAUCCUUCCAUCCGCAAAUUAAGCCCCAAGUAUUUUCAUAGAUAUCCUCCUAAUGGAGCAGCGGGGAAAUGACUUGACUAGCAAAUCAGAGGUUGCCAGAUUGAAUCCCCACUGGUAUGGGAAACACCUUUAUUGGGCAGCAUGAUAUAGGAAGGUGCUGAAAGGCAUCAUGUCAUACUGUGCAGGAGAUGGCAAUGGUCAACCCUUCCUGUAUUCUACCAAAGACAACCACAGGGCUCUGUGGGUGCCAGGAGUUGACACCAACUCGACAACACACACUUUACCUUUACUUUAUUUUUAUAGAUAUCUGUCAAUGUGCCUCUAUAAUAUAAGAAUCAAAGCCUCCUUACGAAUAUGAGGGAUGUUUAUAAACCGCUUUUCAACAAAAGUUCCCAUUUACGGCAGUAUAAAUCCAUAAGAUGGUUCCCUGCUCCCAAAGGGCUCACAAUCUAAGAAUGAAACAUAGGAUAGACACCAGCAACAGCUACUGGAAGGAUGCUGUGCUGGGGAUGGAUAGGGCCAGUUGCUCUCCCCCUGUAAAAUACAAGAGAAUCACUGCUUUUAAAAGGUGCCUCUCUUGCUCAGUUAGCAGGAGAUAACUUUGCGCAGUAAGUUAGCAGUUCGCUUAUGGCCUUAGCAAGUUUGAUUCUCAUCAUGGAUAGUUCUGUGGUUUCCUGCCCCAGUACCGAUUGAAACCAUGACAUCAGAUAACCUCCCCUUUUACAGCUUAUGGUGGUUGUGAACAGGCUGUGACGUGACUUCAUCACAGAAGCUCAGUCCCUGCCAAGGAGGGGCUUUCAGACAGGCAAAACGACAGCAAAGCCCAAUCUAAAGUUCCUUGGAGCACAGUGGAAAUCUCUUAUUGGUUUGCAGUGGGUACAUGCAAGCUUUCAGGUUCCACAGGACUCUUCGCCUGAUGUGUUAUUGCCAUGGCAGGAGCAAGGGAGUUCCUCUGAUGGGAUAAUCUGGUCACUGCAGAAACAGGGUGUGGAGAGAGAGAGAGAGAAGAGGAAUGUGGCUGGUAGAGCUUACAGGAGGGUGUGCCUAAUUUAUAAAGCCAGGUGCCAGAGAGCUAGCUGUAUUUUUAAAUAUUGUUUUUUCUGCUGGGACUUGAGCAGGAUGGCCGAGAGCUCCAAACUCCAGCUGUUUGUCAAGGCAAGCGAUGAUGGCGAGACCAUUGGGCACUGCCCCUUCUGCCAACGCCUCUUCAUGAUCCUGCUCCUGAAAGGGGUUCCCUUCACCCUGACCACGGUGGAUACCAAGAGGUCCUUGGAUGUGCUGAAGGACUUUGCCCCAGGGGCUCAGCUGCCGGUGCUUCUCUACGACGGGGAGCCCAAAACGGACACCAUCAAGAUAGAGGAGUUCCUGGAGGAGACGCUGGGGCCCCCAAGUUUCUCCAGUCUGGUGCCAAAGUAUAAAGAGUCCAGCAUCGCCGGAAACGACGUCUUCCACAGGUUCUCUGCCUACAUCAAGAAUCCAAUACCCAGCCAGGAUGAAGGCCUCUUCAACAGCCUCCUCAAAGCCCUCAUUAAGCUGGACCGCUACCUGAACCUACCCCUGGACUAUGAGCUGGUGCGGGACCCUCAACUCACCGUUUCCCGGAGACGGUUUCUGGACGGCGACCAACUGACCCUCGCCGACUGCAGCCUCCUGCCGAAACUCAACAUCGUGAACGUCGUGUGUCAACACUACCGGCAGGUCGGCAUCCCCAAAGAGCUGCGUGGCCUGUGGCGAUACCUGGACAGCGCCGCCGAGGUGAAGGAGUUCAAGUACACCUGCCCCAACAACGCGGAAAUCAUCCAGGCCUACCGGGCUGUCGUCCGGCCCCUCAAGUAAAUAGGAGGGGUGACCCCAGUGCUCUCUGGACCUCCCUCACUCUGCCCCACUCGCUGGCUUUGCACGCCUUCCUCCUGACUGCAGCAGGCAGAGACUGAAAGGGUCCAGUGCCAACCCAGCGAGCCGUUUCGCUCUGUCCUUCUGACACAGCAGGUGUGUGGGCAACAUCCUGACAGAUGCCCAUUCAGGCCUCGUGCCCACUCACUCCAGGAUGGAAAACCAUCAGCUGCUGGCCUAGUGAUGCCCUCUUCUGCACAGACAGCUGAUCUCCCCAUGGCCCGUUGGAUGACCAAGACGUCUCACGUGGUGGGGUUGCUUCUGCUCCCCUCCCAGCAGUUUGGGGUUCAAACCCUGAGAGUGGAGCCUUCUCCUGUUAGAGGCUGCCAUUUUCCACCAGGCAUGGCCCUUGCUAAAGGGGCCACCUGAGCUUCACCAGCAAGGUGCCAUUGCAAAAGGAGGCCCUCGGCUGUUUCAAUGCCUCUCUCCUGGAGGUUUGCCGCAGCCUAGCCUGUGCUUACUUGGAGGUCAACCUCUCUGGCUCGAGAGCCCUGCAGUGAUGAGAAAAUGGGAGGGUGGUCCGGCCUUGUAUUCUAAACAACCCAGAGUAUUUUUGUUUUUGUCCCUAGAGAAAUGCCCAAGUUGUGAAUUUCCUCCCAAAUGGGGUGCACAGGGAUUAUGGCUAAAUGACUAUCCAUAGUGUAAAUAUUUCUUGACAAUGCAUGCCUAUAAUGCAAGUUUACUCUGAAGGAAACUCCUGUUGAGUUCGUUGGAGAUGGUAUUCCCAAGUAAAUUUACAAUACAACUCAAUUUUACACUGUUACUACAGAGCUGUCUUAAGCCCAAUAAAAAAAACCCCAGUCAAAUGUC